Messenger RNA from Cryptosporidium ubiquitum, 669 nucleotides. RefSeq lists its product as uncharacterized. The coding region runs from base 1 to 669 and encodes 222 amino acids. The transcript has a single exon. The record is from RefSeq and is a predicted model, not a curated record. NCBI's taxonomy places the organism in Eukaryota, Apicomplexa, Conoidasida, Eucoccidiorida, Cryptosporidiidae.
AUGGGAAAUAGCCUACAUUACUUAAUAAACCAGCGUAAUUAUCAUUAUUAUGAUGAGAUAGCGUUAGACAGUGGAAUAACCACGUUUUCUACACAGAAAAACACUGGAUAUCAAGAAAAGAUCUUCAAAUAUAAAAGCUUAUCAUUGAAAAUUUCUGAAGCAGAAAGUCUAUAUAACAAACUAAUGGAUAUGAAAUAUCAUAUUGAACAAAUUACUGUGAAAUACAACUCCCUUUCAAGAUUGUUUGAAGGUAUGCACUGUAAUAUUUGUUAUCUGGAUUUUGCUCAGAGAUGGGUUUAUCAGCAGGAUUGUAAUAAAUUUUAUAAAUACUGUAUAGAAUUAGAAGCAAGAAUAGCCGAACAAGACGAAUCAAUAAAGAGAAAAUAUUUGGAAUACUGUGAUUUUGUCAAAUUAUACAAUGUUAAAUCAGAAGAAAUUAAGUAUUCCAACAACUAUCCAGGUCUCGUAACAUGCCUCUUAUUAAAUAGAAAGUGUCCAAAAUGUUGUGAAUCUAAAAAUAUAUCUCAUUCUCAAGCAAAGGUAAGUAACGCUAGUUCAUAUAUUUCCAUAAUUAACUCUUCAAAGAACACGGCAUUCAUGGCAUUUAAAAUUAGAGGACUAAUUUCAUUCUACGAAUCUCAAUGGAACGAAAUUAAAUCACAUAAAUAA